AUGGGCCAUUCUCUGCGAGAUCAUGCGUCCUUUGCGCGCCCAUCAACCCGGGAUCGGCCUACGACACGCGGCGAAGGGGAAAAUUCGCUGGUCGUUCCUAGCCGCACGUCGUCGUUGCACUCGCGCAUCACCCAACCGAUACCGUCUACUCUCAAUCCCAAGUCCGUCCAGCGAACACCAAAAACACUCACACAUGCCUACAUGGUAUGUGGUGUCGGGCGCGAACCCUCACAAUGGGUGAAGGCGCCCGCUCCCGAACAGGGUAAGAUUGGUCACAUGAAGGGUGCCGUGGGUCAAUUUUGGCUCCCGGAGAUUUUGGGCAGUAGCCCUCGACUAGAGCAGGAUAACGAGAUCGCACGAGCCCUGCACUCGGCUAUGCGUGCAUGUUUCCCCCACGAUGUGGAGAUUUGCACCGGCAAGAGCCAGCCUCAUUGUGCUCACCAUGCCUUCGUUUUGCAGCAGGACUCUUCUCACACUCUGUACGGUAUCGCGCUGCGCGUCUGGUCCCGCGCCGAUGAGAAGCGUGCGGAGACCAUUCGCGAGCUGCGCAAGAAGACGGAGCCGGACUUCUACGACAAUCCCGAUGAGACCUACUGGAUCCCGUACUGCUUGAGUUUCCUCUCACGGUAUCCCCUCUACGACCUGCUGGGUGAUUACCUUCGAGGCAUGUGGAUCCACUGGAACAAGGCCACCAACCUCUUCCACGCAGAGGAGGUUUCCCGCAUCCUCAGCUUCCCGGCUCCCCGUCUCAACGACCUGGUUCGCAUUGACAUGAAGGAUUAUGCUUUGUGCUACCAGUUCCCAUCUUCGCCCACUGGGUUCCAGAACUUCGCCAUGUGGCCCCUAUUUACAUGUCUGUCAAUCCCUAACAUUGUCGGUGUGAUUGAGGCUGCCGUCUCGCCCACCCGCCGUAUCAUUUUCGUCAGCCACUACCCCGCGAUGUUGACUGUCGCGGCCGAGACCAUUCGCUACUGCGUCCGCGUCUACGAGUGGAGUGGUCUGUACGUGCCUGUGGUGCACGCCCGCCACGUCAAGGAGCUGGUCCAGGAGCCCGGUCCCUACAUUUUGGGUAUUACUGCGGAAUGCCGCACUCUGUUCAACGCUCCGUCUGAUGCUCUUGUGAUCGACCUGGACCGCAACUUUGUCCUCACUUCCAGCCCGCCGAGUGUGCUGAGCCAGGGCCAACGCACCAAGUUCAUCACCCGCAUGACUCAAUCCUUGAAUGGCGAUGUCUCACCCUCUGGCGUGCCUGCUCACUUGCGCACCGCGUACGCUGGUGGCAAACUCAUCCCCGCUGGCCAGAUCAUUGUUAUGAGAGGAGAGGUUGAAAGCAUUGAGGAGCCCCAAUGGUGGAACCAGGAUGCCGUCAUGGCCGUCAUGGACCAUGUGUGCGAGAAGCUGGGCCGCAACACCGGUAUGAAAGCCAUCUUCGGUGGCUCCGUCAAGAAGCCCCUCAUGACCAAGGUUUCCAUGCGUCACCUCAACGAAAUAGUCCGCGAGCGCAACCAGUACUCUCGGGAUGCUAUGGAGGCUUGGCAAGACUUCAUCAACCUCAAGGGCAGAAUGGACACCGAGCUCAGCAAGGUCACCAAGCGCAACAACUUCCUGGUGGAAGAGCUCGAGACCUGGAAGCAGCAGUUCCUCAAGUUCCAGGCGUUUGCUGAACAGCUCACCAAGGAAACUGCGGAGCUCAAGGUCAAGAUUGAGAACCACAAGCGCGAGAACCGUCGUCUCACUGGUCUCAUUGAUCAGCAGAAGGAUGACGUGGCUCGUCUUACUCUCCGUCUAUCUGGCACUGAGAAGCAGCGUGACGAUGCUCUCGAGGCUCUCGUUCUCCAGCAGGAAAUUGCCGAGGAGCUCGAGCGUGAGCGCAAGCGCAACCAGAAAGAGAUCUCCGCCCUCUCUCAUACCAAUGCCACCCUCAGUCGCGAGCGCGAGGAUGCCCAACGCGUGGUCAUGCACCUGCGCAGCCUCAUUAAUGGCCAGAGUCACCACAUGGAGCACAUCGUCCGGUCCAUUGGCAGUCGGUCAGACAUUAAUGAAAUUGUCGAGCAGGGCUUCGAAGACGCUCCCGAGGAGUCCAAGGGGGAGGUUUCAGUCGCCGAGGCGAAGGAGUUCAUCAAGUCGGUUAAGGAGAUCAAUGGUCACAAGACUCUGGUAAAUGACAUGAGCCCCGAGCUGGAGCAGCAUUUGCUGAACAUCGGCAAGGAUCACAAGACCCUUGCGCGUCUCAGCAUCACAGAUGUCGCGGAUCGCUACCUACGCGACAAGACCGAUGCAAUUGCAGACAUCAUCCGCAGCAUCAGCGAACAGUGCGCUGCCGCUGUCGAAGGCCUGCACUUGGCCCAGGAUGCCGCCGACGAGGAAGAAGAGCUCUCAAAGCUCCACCGCAAUGAGCGUCUUGGCUCCGAGUACGGUACCAUUGAGGGGCGCUCUACCCGCGCCGCUAGCGAGAUUAGCGACGCCGACAACACCUCCCUCCACCCGGAUAACCGCCACUCCAGCAUCCCACCGACCCCUGAUCUGGUCCACAACCGCUCCAGCACAUCCAUGUCCAUGAUCAGCAGCUCGACUUUCCCCGAGCGGUCAAGUCAGCAAUACGGGCCCGGCGAUAUCCCGACUCGGAUUGUCGAGGAUGAUGAUGAGCACGCUCAUGAGACUGAGAACGUCGACGAUCAGCAGACUGAGAGGGGCACUCUCUCCAAGCAGGCUAGCGAGGACCUCAUGCGGCCCACCACCGCACGGGUGAUCUCGUGA
This is a messenger RNA of Penicillium bovifimosum, 2757 nucleotides long. Its product is annotated as DENN (AEX-3) domain protein. The transcript is spliced from 2 exons. Gene Ontology annotation, biological process: regulation of Rab protein signal transduction. Lineage: Eukaryota; Fungi; Ascomycota; Eurotiomycetes; Eurotiales; Aspergillaceae. The record is from RefSeq and is a predicted model, not a curated record. The coding region runs from base 1 to 2757 and encodes 918 amino acids. Gene Ontology annotation, cellular component: cytoplasmic vesicle.